UUUGACUCAAUCCAAAAAAAAACAUCUUUCUCCUAUUGCCGAUCAAAAAAAAAAAAAAACCCUAGAAAAAAACUUCAUCAAUCAUCCCUCUCUCUUGUUCCGUUCGAUCGCCGCGGUUCUUUUUUCUCAGUGUUAUGUAGGUUUGAUCUCGUUUGUCUCCACUGACAAAAAAACUCGUGAGAGGCGAAUGAGAAAGGGUGUGUAGUGUUCUUUUUUUCUUUUUUUUUUUUAAGGGUUUACUUCUCGUUGACCCCAAUCGAUUCUGAUUGUUAUCGGAGAUGGCUGAUUCGUGUUUCAAAGCGGGUAAGUUUAGCGCACCUGGGUUUCGAUUUCACCCGACUGAUGAGGAGCUUGUUGUUUAUUAUCUUAAGAGGAAGAUCUGUGGUAGAAAGCUUCGUAUCAAUGCCAUUGGUGUCGUUGAUGUUUACAAAGUCGAUCCUUCUGAAUUGCCUGGUCUGUCGAUGUUGAAGACAGGAGAUAGACAGUGGUUCUUUUUCACUGCAAGGAACAGGAAGUAUCCAAACGCAGCUAGGUCAAGUAGAGGCACUGUAACUGGGUAUUGGAAGGCUACAGGGAAGGAUCGAGUCAUUGAGUAUAAUUCAAGAUCUGUAGGACUUAAGAAGACUCUUGUUUUCUAUAGAGGUCGGGCUCCUAAUGGUGAGCGGACUGAUUGGGUGAUGCACGAGUACACGAUGGAUGAAGAUGAACUUGGGAGAUGUAAGAACGCCAAGGAGUAUUAUGCUCUUUAUAAGCUGUACAAGAAAAGUGGGGCUGGUCCCAAAAAUGGUGAACAGUAUGGUGCUCCGUUCCAAGAAGAGGAAUGGGUUGGUAGUGAUAGUGAAGAGGGCGAUAACGUUGCUGUACCGGAUGAUCCUGCUGUGGUCCACUAUGAGAACUGUCGUCGUAUGGAUGAUCCUGUGGUCCACUAUGAGAACUGUCGUCGUAUGGAUGAUCCUGUGGUCCACUAUGACAACAGUCGUUGUAUGGAUGAUCCUGUGGUUCACUACGAGAACUGUCGUCGUAUGGAUGAUCCUGUGGUCAUCUAUGAGAACAGUCGUCGUAUGGAUGAUACUAAAUUUUGCAAUCCUGUCAAUGUUCGGUUACAGGACAUCGAGAAGCUUCUCAAUGAAAUUCCAGAUGCGCCCCGUGUUACUACAAGACACUUUAACGGGUUUACUGGUGUUCCGCAGGGUAAUAGCGCAGGAGAGAUACAGAGCACAUUGCUGAAUAGUUCUUCUGGAGAGUUUGUUGACCCCCGGAAAACUGGAGUGUUCUUGCCAAAUAGCCAGCCAUACAACAGGCAGUCUAGUUUUCAGUCCGGUCUGAAGUCAGAAAAUUCAUUUGAGGCUACCUCUGGUAUGUCACCACUUCUAGAUUUUGAGAAGGAGGACUACAUUGAAAUGAAUGAUCUUCUGAUCCCUGAACUCGGAGCUUCUUCAACUGAGAUAUCCACACAGUUCUUAAACAAUGGUGAAGUCAGUGACAUUGGUGAAUUCGACCAAUUGUUCCAUGACAUUUCCAUGUCUUUGGAUGCAGACCCUGUUUUUCAGGGAACUUCUACAGAUAUGUCUUCUCUGAGUAAUUUUGCUAACAACACAUCAGACCAAAGGCAGCAAUUCCUUUAUCAACAGUUGGACCAGACCCUUGAGAACCAGCAGAAUAACUUCAUGCAUCCUAAUAACUUCAUGCAUCCUAGUACAACUCUUAAUCAGUUCACUGACAAUAUGUGGUUUAAAGAUGGUCAGGCUGUUCUCUUUGACCAACAACCACAAUCUUCUUCUGGAGUAUUCACUUCACAUUCAACAGGUGUGAAGCCUGAGUCUAUGAAUCCUACUGUGAGUGUAAAUGCCCAAAACAAGGAAGGCCAAAAUGGUGGUGGAACAAAGAGCCAGUUCUCAUCAGCUCUGUGGGAAUUAUUGGAAUCGAUACCUUCAACACCAGCCUCUGCCUGUGAGGGUCCUCUUAACCAGACCUUUGUGCGUAUGUCUAGCUUCAGCCGCAUCAGGUUCACUGGAACGUCAGUGACUAGUAGAAAAGUCACAGUAGCAAAGAAGCGUAUCAGUAACAGAGGAUUUCUUCUGUUAUCAAUUAUGGGUGCUUUGUUUGCCUUCUUCUGGGUGUUCAUAGCCACCGUUGGAGUUAUGGAAAGACCCUGCCUCUCGUGAUCUAGGCUCUUGAUUCAGGAUAAGUUUAGAAGAAAGCAUAUCGACAUUAGUGAUUAUUGAAUCUUUGAUUUAUGUAUAGAGUUUGAAAGAGCUAAGAAAAAUAAUUUUUAAAGGGUUUUUUUUUUUUUUCUCAAUUCUCGAUGCCUUUGAUUUGCUUGCAUAUCUUAUGGUUUUAUCAUAUCAAACGGCCUCGGCGGAGACGUUAAUUCCCUUAUGGGUGUUCAGAGCCACAAAUAAUUUGAAGUUUGUUAACUUUUCUUUGUUUUUGAAUUCAAAGUAAAAGGUGUUGUGAAGGU
Camelina sativa (false flax) is the source of this 2461-nucleotide messenger RNA. RefSeq names its product NAC domain-containing protein 16. Lineage: Eukaryota; Viridiplantae; Streptophyta; Magnoliopsida; Brassicales; Brassicaceae. Gene Ontology annotation, biological process: regulation of DNA-templated transcription. The record is from RefSeq and is a predicted model, not a curated record. Gene Ontology annotation, molecular function: DNA binding.